UAAAGUUGUGAAGACAGAGUCUGUCAGUGUCCAGGCUCUUUCAUCGCAAGUGCAGUUAGUUGAGUGCGUUCGUUCUGGUUGUUCGUUGGUGUAUUCUGAAAGGAUUAGCGAUCCAUUCGAUUUCACCUCUCGUGAUGUUUGGACUUGUACUGAUGCGCCAGCUGUUUGUGACAUAUGGGUGCAGUUCGGUCCUAUCGGAUUGUCGGAGUCUCCUGUGCGUACUUCGCGUUCGGUUGAGUUGGUUGAAUCGUCGGUUGCCGGUUCCUCUUUAUAUCGUGUUUUGGAUUCUGAAUCUUUUGCUGACCAUCCUCGUCAGAAGGAUGCUUUAGACGGGGCUAAAUUUGGCUCCACCCAGCCGAGUUCUGUUCUUGUUGAUAGUGUCUCUCAAACUGAUGAAGGUUUAUUAUCUCGGCUUAUCUCAAGUUUCUCGAAGGAGGUGCAGGUCUAUUUACCUUCGAUUUACACGAUUGAUGCCGCACAACAUGUGUUAUUGGAAGCCCAACCAGGUAGUAUUCAGACUGCGCCAGAUUCGAAGAUUUUCUUGGAUGAAGUUCUCUCCUCUCAGUCCGUUUCCAUCGAUGUCGCACCGCGAAUGAUUGAUGUAAGCGUGAACUACCUGUGUGAUAGAAGUGUUCCCGUCGACGCCUCUCUGAUUGGUGAAUUUGCUUUGCAUUAUCCCAUCCUUAUCGAUUCGUGCUCGGCAUCUUACCACGUUCCGCCUUCAUGUGGGUAUGUUCAUGUUGACGCUGAAGUUCAGGCAACCGGUACACCUCAUUUCAGUAUUCUAUGUAGUGCAUCCAGUCAUAAACUCCUGUCGUCAACCCAGCGGCGCUGUACUCAAUGUGGUUACCUUCCAACGAAUGAGGAAGACGAGCGUGAAACUGAUUUUCUCCCAGAGGGUACGCUUGACGAUGAAUUGCUUGAUGGUUCCAAUAUGACCGGUCGGGAUGAACCAGUCGGAAUUCAGACAAGAAGCGUGCAUUGGCAGCCUCCCGUUUUCAAAAAGACCUGUGCAACUCAGUUUGCUUUCACUCCAGAUCUUGCUGACGUAUUCUGUCAAACGGCCGUCAAUUACUCCGACGCCUCAGUAUUAACAUCUGAUAUCUGUUUGAGUCCCACUGUUUUGCUACAUAACAAGAGUGUAACUGACUACCGAGAACGGCUUAUUGAACAUUACUAUUACGCCCCACCACGGGACGCUGCCCUCGUCGCUGACGUUGAGGUGCAGGCACUGGUUAUGGAGCCGACUGAUCAGUCAUUCAUUUCACGUUGGAAAGAAAUCAGCGAAACAGAAAUUAUCGAAUUGAAAGAGACUAUCAAAAAGAGUUAUGAUCUGAAAGCAUAUGAAAUGGAAAUGAGCCAAGGAAGAAUUGAAGAAAGAUCUUGUACUACGGACUUCACUUCCCCUCCACUGAUUACUCCUCAACGAGAAGUCACCACAGCCAGUGCCAUUCCAGCCCCGCAGUUACCCGGUGUCAUUGGAUUGAAGAAACAAUCAAAAGACUCGUUUGAUGUUGGCAUUCAGUGUAGUACACGACUCAGUUUCCGAGAAAUCAAAGAAGAGUUUAGUAUGACUGAGAUAUGGGAAAGUUUGAAGAAAGUGUGCUCAACCUACGAAUCAUACCAGACCCUACACGAUUCCGGUUAUGUUCGCGAACAAAGCACCUAUACAACUCUGGACGAUACCAUGGUUGCGGAUAUGGGGGUGCAAUUUACAGCCACAACUGGCGUAUUCGAAAGGGAGAUGGAAUCACUCAUUUUGCGUACACCUUCACCUGUCAGUAAUGUGGAUCCUUACGAGCAAUACGUUCUACGAAAACGUAUGGGUCAGCUUAACGAGGAACAGUGUCUUGCUGCUCCCCUUGUUUACUCAGAUGGCACGCAAACAGAAGAUCUACAAUUGCAUUUCUCCACUGAUUUUGAUGGAUUUGGUCAACGCGAAGAAACGUUUGAGGUUUAUCAUCAUCGACUUUUGAGGGAUCAACUGGCUGAAGCAUGGACUCAAUGGGAUACCGACGCGGAAGAAGAAAUAGGAGACGUGGAGGGUAGGAGUAGAAGUGAGGAGCAGAUUCUCGAAGUGAGACAGAAGAAACGGAAACGAGUAGUGAGUAAAUUGCAAAUCACCGAGGAACUGUCAUCCGACGAGCCGGGUAUGAUGGUUUGUGAAUUAGGAGUUCAAACUGAAUCGAGCCUCGUAGAUCGGGAAAGUCAAGAAACUGUUGAUCGGGACAUUUUCAGUGCAUCCUAUGACAAAUCUUUGUACCUCAGAGCUACGCAAUCUGCACAGACAUCACCUAUUUCCUUGGACUCUGUGUUACAUACCGAGGAUUGGAGCUGGGCUGAUAGCGAGCUUCAGGCAGUGAUUAUGACUGGGUUGCAAGCAACCGAUGGAUUAGAAUGGAGUUCACGAACAGGUCAAAGAAGAUACGAGGAAACUGUUGAAUCUUCCCUGAGAAGUGUUUCCCAAUGGAAACAAUACGCAGAACCGUCUACAAAACUUCUGGUCAGUAUCGGUUGUCAGACCGGUGCAAUCAAGCCGGGUGUGAUUGAUGGAGGGGAACUGGAUCGUUGGACGGACACAUCUAUCUAUCCGGAUGUGGCCGCACAAAGCAAAACUGCCUACAGCAGUGUUGUCGAUGACGAGAUAUUCGUGCGAUCCGUUUCAACCGAAAGUUCUGAUGCAAGUAAACAACCGUCAAGGUGA
Echinostoma caproni is the source of this 2704-nucleotide messenger RNA. The record is from the annotation of a GenBank genome assembly. Lineage: Eukaryota; Metazoa; Platyhelminthes; Trematoda; Plagiorchiida; Echinostomatidae.